AAUUGGUUGAUAAUCACGGUGCAUGGCGGCUGUAUGUUUUGAGGGAGACCUUCUUCCCGGUUGAUGCAGAAGAGAUAGCAAAAAUCAGGAUAUCACCAUGUAUGGGCGAGGAUCUUCUUGCAUGGGCGCCCGAGCGGAAUGGAUGCUUCACGAUGCGAAGUGCCUAUCGGCUUGCUCUGGAGGAUUGUCUUCAGCCUUCAUCAGUCGCGGCAAGCAGGGCCAUAUGGGCUUUUAUUUGGAUGUGCCCUGCUCCUCCUAAGAUGUUCGAGGGCGGUGGCGCUAUGGCAAGCCAUGGCCAAGCAAUGGAGGAUUCCAACGGCGGUGAGCUUUCGACGAAUGGGUACAGAGUGGCUUGCCCAAGCUCUCUGUGACCUGCCGGAGACGCAGCAGAUGGAGCUGAUGAUGACAUUAUGGAUCUGCUGGCACGUCCGGAAUGAGUUGACGCACGAUAAACCUGCACCGCUGAUGGAGGCAUCUCGACGUAUUCUGCUCGGCUAUGUUGACUCUUUGAUUGGCCUCCAGAACUCACGCAACUAUGACCCGGUGAAGGGGAAGCAGGUGGUGGAUUCAGUGCAGCCCAGAACACCUAUACUCCACCCACCUACAUCUUCAAGAGCUUCUGUGAGGUGGAUGUUGCCGGCGACCGGUUGGAUGAAAUUGAACGUGGACGGCUCCUAUUGCCCAUGUAUAGGGACGGCAAUCGCCGGAAUGGUGCUGCGCGACAGUUCAGGGGCUAUCAUCUUCUCUUCGUGUCGAGUGUUGCGUGUGUGCGUGGACCCCCUGGAGGCCGAGCAUAGACAUCUUCUCUUCGUGUCGAAUAAACAUCCCGGCACUGCACACGGCAGGAGCUCACAGGUCACUGCCUCGUCCACCGCCAUUGUGCUCGAAAUUUCACACCACUGCGCACGGCAAGAACUGACAGGUCACCGCCUCAUCCGCCACCAUUGUGCCUGGUGCGUUACUCAGUUCCCGCCCUUAAAUUUCCCACCACUGUGUGCUGUGAGAAUCAGCAGGUCACCGCCUCAUCCACCGCCAUCGUACCUGAAAUUUCCCACCACUGCGUGCUGCAAGAAUCAGCAGGUCACCGCCUCAUCUGCUGCCAUCAUGCCCGGAUUGUGA
Molecule: messenger RNA, 1119 nt
Organism: Triticum dicoccoides
Lineage: Eukaryota; Viridiplantae; Streptophyta; Magnoliopsida; Poales; Poaceae
Exons: 7
Coding region: 139-1119 (326 amino acids)
Source: RefSeq, a predicted model, not a curated record